This is a messenger RNA of Cylicostephanus goldi, 912 nucleotides long. NCBI's taxonomy places the organism in Eukaryota, Metazoa, Nematoda, Chromadorea, Rhabditida, Strongylidae. The record is from the annotation of a GenBank genome assembly.
AUGGAAACAACCGAAAUAUCUUUGUCAAAUACCAUAUCUAGCAUUGUGAAAUGUUCCAAAUCAGAGAGUAUCCUCAACAAUAUGCGAAGUACUGAUAAAGUACUGCUCUACGGUGAAAUGAUGCUUUUGGAUCCAGAAACGAAAGAAGACAUACAUCGUGCGAUGUUGGUGCUACUUUCUGAUAGGCUUUUGAUAGGAAAUAUCACUCCAUCUGGAAAGUAUAGGUAUGCACCUUUUGAAAAGGAUUAUGGAUUUGACGAUCACUUUGGAAUUUUCAGCUUAGAGUCUACAUUUUCGCUGAAUAAUCUGGCAGUGGUAAACGUAAAGGAUCGAGAGAGCGGGCCUGCCAUUGCUGAUCAGUUGUUGAAGUUGUUAGUGUUUCCGGAGCAGAGAUACUACCGAUGUGAUAGCGCACGAGUGAAGAAAAUGUGGCUUGAUGAAUUGGAAAGAGCUAAGCGAGACAUAUUACAUGAGGGUAUCUUGGCUCGUCAAAGCACUAUUCGCGGAAAGAGAAUGACUGUUCAGGGCUCAACGAACACCACAAACUCCAGCAACUUCGAAAACAAUCCAGGAAAACGACGAAGGAGAAUAAGUUUUUUGCUGGUUGGGUCAAAUGCUACAACUCUAACCUCCAUUAAAACUCGUUUAGACCAAGAUGAGAUGGCAUGGUUGCAAGAGUUACCCGCAGAACUGGACGACUGCAUUGCUCAUAGAGAUCUUGAUCAGGCUGUGGAGCUUAUCCACGAGUGGAAGCAGUGCCCCACGAAGGAUUCCAAUAUUGAUGCGCAGCUGAAAAUCCGCGAAAAUCAGAUAGUGCAACUCCUGAGCGAUGAUGUGCGCCGACCUGGAGCUAUCCACGGAGGGCCACGAGCUAUGAAGAAAGCGCGAACACUGCUUACUCAACUGGGAAGA